AGCGAAGGCACAGACUCUGCCUGCUUUUGCCAGUGGGACGGCAAAGGGUCACUCUAAAAAUUACUGUUGCUGCUGGGGCUGGUCAGGUGGCUGGGUGGCCCCACAAGAUCCUCCUUCUCCUCCUGUCUGUUUCUCCAGAUUGUCUCCUAAGAGGAGUGUGCUGCUAAACCUUCUCCAUCGCAAGUUGGGCUGCGACCCUUGACACAGGAGGCAAGCUCUUGCCUGUGACAGUUUUUGCCAACAUGGCACCCAAAAAGAAGAGUGUCAAAAAGAACAAAGGAGACAUCAAUGAGAUGACUAUAAUUGUCGAAGACAGUCCUCUCAGCAAACUGAACACCCUGAAUGGGCUGCUGGAGGGAGGCAAUGGCCUUCACUGCAUUUCUUCUGAACUGACAGAUGCUUCUUAUGGCCCCAACCUCCUGGAAGGCUUAAGCAAGAUGCGGCAGGAGAGCUUCCUCUGUGAUUUAGUUAUUGGUACCAAAACCAAAUCCUUUGAUGUUCAUAAGUCAGUGAUGGCUUCAUGCAGUGAGUACUUUUACAACAUCCUGAAAAGAGACCCAUCAACUCAAAGGGUGGAUCUCAAUGACAUCUCGCCACUGGGCCUGGCCACGGUCAUUGCCUACGCCUACACUGGGAAGCUGACGCUCUCCUUGUAUACGAUAGGAAGCAUCAUUUCUGCUGCUGUUUAUCUGCAGAUCCAUACACUGGUAAAGAUGUGCAGUGAUUUUCUAAUACGAGAGAUGACUGUUGAGAACUGCAUGUAUGUGGUUAACAUUGCUGAAACGUACUCCCUGAAAACGGCAAAAGCAGCAGCCCAGAAAUUUUUACGGGAUAACUUCCUCGAAUUUGCGGAGUCAGAUCAAUUUAUGAAACUCACUUUUGAACAAAUUAAUGAACUGCUUAUGGAUGAUGAUUUACAAUUGCCUUCUGAGAUAGUAGCAUUCCAGAUUGCAAUGAAAUGGCUAGAAUUUGACCAAAAGAGAGUGAAAUAUGCUGCUGAUCUUUUGAGCAAUAUUCGCUUUGGAACCAUCUCUGCCCAAGACCUGGUCAAUUACGUUCAAUCUGUACCCAGAAUGAUGCAAGAUGCUGACUGUCAUAAACUCCUUGUAGAUGCUAUGAACUAUCACUUACUCCCGUAUCAUCAAAACACACUGCAGUCUAGGAGAACAAGAAUCCGAGGCGGCUGUCGAGUCCUGGUCACUGUAGGGGGACGCCCAGGCCUCACUGAGAAGUCCCUGAGUCGAGAUGUCUUGUAUAGAGACCCUGAAAAUGGAUGGAGCAAGCUUACAGAAAUGCCGGCCAAGAGUUUUAAUCAGUGUGUGGCUGUGAUGGAUGGAUUUCUUUAUGUGGCUGGUGGUGAAGACCAGAAUGAUGCAAGAAAUCAAGCCAAGCAUGCAGUCAGCAAUUUCUGCAGAUACGACCCCCGCUUCAACAGCUGGAUCCACCUGGCUAGCAUGAACCACAAGCGCACGCACUUCAGCCUCAGCGUGUUCAACGGGCUUCUUUACGCCGCAGGUGGCCGCAACGCAGAGGGCAGCCUGGCCUCGUUGGAGUGCUAUGUGCCCUCCACUAACCAGUGGCAGCCCAAGACGCCCCUGGAAGUGGCACGCUGCUGCCAUGCCAGCGCAGUGGCUGAUGGCCGAGUGCUGGUGACUGGUGGCUACAUAGGCAAUGCGUAUUCGCGCUCCGUGUGCGCCUACGACCCAGCCAGCGACUCCUGGCACGAGCUGCCAGCCCUGAGCACGCCCCGAGGCUGGCACUGCGCAGUCACGCUGAGCGAUCGGGUGUAUGUGAUGGGGGGCAGCCAGGUGGGGCCGCGAGGGGAGCGCGUGGACGUGCUGACCGUGGAGUGCUACAGCCCGGCCACAGGCCAGUGGAGCUAUGCGGCGCCGCUGCAGGUGGGCGUGAGCACGGCAGGCGCCUCUGCCCUGCACGGCCGCGCCUACCUGGUAGGAGGCUGGAACGAGGGCGAGAAGAAGUACAAGAAGUGUAUCCAAUGCUUCAACCCAGAGCUCAACCAGUGGACGGAGGAUGACGAGCUGCCCGAGGCAACCGUGGGCGUGUCCUGCUGCACCCUUUCAAUGCCCAACAGCGUGACUAGGGAAUCCCGGGCCAGCUCGGUGUCCUCCGUGCCAGUCAGUAUCUGAGCCCAGACAGGUGCGGGCAUGCGAGGAAGAACGCGUAUGUAUGCUUGGUUAACCUUUGGGGUUAGUAAAAAGGAAAAUAUGUAACAUUUACUACAAUAGUUAUGUCUUUAAAUACAUCCAGGCAUGUGCCUUGGUACUUUAAAUUCCUGAUAUGGCAUAAUCUACCUCUGUUUAUCUUUUUUUUUUU
Molecule: messenger RNA, 2334 nt
Organism: Ochotona princeps (American pika)
Lineage: Eukaryota; Metazoa; Chordata; Mammalia; Lagomorpha; Ochotonidae
Gene: KLHL31
Product: kelch like family member 31
Exons: 3
Coding region: 243-2147 (634 amino acids)
Biological process (GO): negative regulation of protein phosphorylation
Cellular component (GO): nucleus; cytoplasm
Molecular function (GO): protein binding
Source: RefSeq, a predicted model, not a curated record